Dovyalis caffra is the source of this 225-nucleotide messenger RNA. NCBI's taxonomy places the organism in Eukaryota, Viridiplantae, Streptophyta, Magnoliopsida, Malpighiales, Salicaceae. The record is from the annotation of a GenBank genome assembly.
AUGGGGCCAUCAGUGACCGUGUCUAGAUUCAGAAGAAAGGUCAUCGGUUCGGGGCUGUGGGGGUUCGGGGUGAGAGAGGAUCGUGGUGGCUGGAGUUUCGGUAGUGGGCUUGAGGAGUGGCUGGGCAAUGGGUUAAUCGGCGGGUUUAUGGGGGUGGAGUUGCAGUGGGCUAGUGGGUUUUUGCAGGGUGGAGGGGUUGUUAUAGGCGACGGCAUGGCUGGGUAA